This is a messenger RNA of Alosa sapidissima (American shad), 1558 nucleotides long. RefSeq names its product testis-expressed protein 45. The transcript has 8 exons. The coding region runs from base 104 to 1474 and encodes 456 amino acids. The record is from RefSeq and is a predicted model, not a curated record. NCBI's taxonomy places the organism in Eukaryota, Metazoa, Chordata, Actinopteri, Clupeiformes, Clupeidae.
AAUGGAUGGACAUGACUGUGCUGCAGGGAAAUCAGUUGAUCUAAAUGUGAAAUCAGCAGGUAAAGAAGUUUAAAGUGACCACAGGCUGAGGCCAUUACCGGAAAUGACUGCCAUCUCAGGCUCACUGAUUCCAGCUCAGCUGACAUGGAAAGACUUCCUGAAGUCCUCCAGCACCCUAGUGGUGAGAGACAACAGUGGCGUCAGCCCUGACCAGAUCUAUCUCACCACCUUCCAGAGGGACUUUAGGACGUCUGGCCAGCUCCCCAAAUGCGACACCCUUCCUCGGCCGACGCCGGCCCAGAUGGGGCACACUGACCAGCGCAUCCUGGAGCGCGGCACGGCGUCUCUCUGCUCCUACACACAGCCACAGCUCCAGAGCAUCCGCCGCAUCCCAGCCUGGGCCAAGCUGGGCACUAACCUGCGGAUGCACGCGGACCAGCGCCAGGUCACGCUCCGCAGCACCCAGGCCGAGGGCUACCGGCCGCCCCCCCCCCACUCCGUGGCCCGGCUCAUACGCCACACGGCCGCCAUCCGGCUGAGUUCCCAUGACGACAGGCUGCCCGAGACCACCCACAGGGAGACCUUCCCCGCCCACACAGCGCAGCCUGUGGUCAGAGCUCCAGUCAGGCACCUCGGAGGAGAGAGGACUAUCCGAGGAGACCAAAGCAGGAUGAGCUUCAGCUCCCACCACAUGGAGGCCUUCCAGGGCAGAUGGUGCCCUCCCCCUGCUCUGAUGGAGAAGCAGUCCCGAUCGUCUCUGGUGAUGGGUGACCCUGAGAGGCUGGUGGAGAGGGAGACUACGCAGGCCGGCUCCUUCAGGCCCCCCGAGGCCCAGAGGCCGGUGGGAGUGAUGGAGCGACUAAAGGUCAAUCUUGGGGACGGAAAAAACCAAUGGGAGUCCACUACAGCUGACGCGUAUCGCGGGGGAAAAACAGAGUAUGUGCUCCACCGGAAGCUGAAUCGGACACUCAGCUCCGUGCCCAGGGGAGAUGUGGACGCGGAGCGGAACCGAGCCAGAAUGGCGUCCACCACGUACCAAUUCUUCUUCUCUGAGGGGAACCACAGCGAGGUUCCCACGCAUGCAGACGGGGCCAGCCUCAGAACCAGGAGUAACGUGCAGUUUGGUCGGCCCAGUUUUGGUCAGAUGUUCUACGGAACCUCCUCCAAAGAGGACUACCCGAGACGAGAGGGGGCCCGGGCCCAGCCCCACACACACCCCUCUGGACGUGUGCUCUCCGGCCUGGAACCAGAACCUGCUAUCACAACGGUGCAGAGAGACUUCCGUCCCUCAAACGGAAAAAGGCAGGAGCUGCCCCCCUCUCAAUUAAAACAGAUUAAAGAGAGUCACAUCAGUCCACCCUGUGAGAAGCACCACUUCAACACAACCCACAACGAGGCCUUUACAUCAUUUCCUCUGUCAAAAACAUCAGCAAUGAACCCACAGAGACUCCAGCACAGCUACGUUCCCCUGUAGAAACUCACACACACACACACACACACACACACACACACACACACUGUUACCUUUAAAACAAAUAAACACAUGUUGCUGCUCUUA